Pterocles gutturalis (yellow-throated sandgrouse) is the source of this 1471-nucleotide messenger RNA. It is a transcript of the gene TRIP13, whose product is annotated as thyroid hormone receptor interactor 13. Gene Ontology annotation, cellular component: nucleus; chromosome. The record is from RefSeq and is a predicted model, not a curated record. The coding region runs from base 1 to 1299 and encodes 432 amino acids. Lineage: Eukaryota; Metazoa; Chordata; Aves; Pterocliformes; Pteroclidae. The transcript is spliced from 13 exons. Gene Ontology annotation, molecular function: ATP binding; ATP hydrolysis activity. Gene Ontology annotation, biological process: reciprocal meiotic recombination; meiotic recombination checkpoint signaling.
AUGGAUGAAGCCGCCGGGGAGCUGAAGCAAGCGCUCCCGAAUGUCUGUGAGAACGUGCAGAUCCACGUGGAAGUUCAUCAGAAAUCGAACAGUGUGGCCAUGAAGGAAGAUAUCAGGAUGAGUGUCUUAAAGCUGUUGAACAGACAUAACAUUGUGUUUGGUGAUUACAAGUGGACAGAGUUUGAUGACAGUUUCCUUAACAGCAAUGUGAAGUCCGUGUCGAUUGUGGAUACAGAGCUGAAACUGAAAGACAGACAGCCUAUUGACUUGAGCAAAAGCAGUCUUUCUCUUCAUAUUUUUAAUCUGAAUGAAGAAGGACCAAGCUCUGAAAACCUGGAAGAAGAGAAUGAAGAUAUCGUUGCAGCUAACCACUGGGUGCUACCAGCAGCUGAAUUCCAUGGCCUAUGGGAAAGCCUUAUAUAUGACAGUGAAGUAAAAUCACACUUACUUGAUUAUGUGAUGACAACAUUACUAUUUUCUGACAAAAAUGUUGACAGCAACCUGAUAUCGUGGAACAGAGUUGUUUUGCUGCAUGGCCCUCCUGGAACAGGUAAAACCUCUCUCUGUAAAGCAUUGGCUCAAAAGCUGGCAAUUCGACUGUCAAACAGGUAUAGGUAUGGACAGUUAAUUGAGAUAAACAGCCAUAGCCUUUUCUCUAAAUGGUUUUCUGAGAGUGGCAAGCUUGUAACCAAGAUGUUCCAGAAGAUUCAAGAGUUAAUUGAUGACAAAGAUGCUCUUGUGUUUGUCCUGAUUGAUGAGGUGGAAAGCCUCACAGCAGCCCGCAGUGCCUUCAGGGCAGGCACAGAGCCUUCAGAUGCUAUUCGUGUGGUGAAUGCUGUACUGACACAAAUAGAUCAGAUUAAGAGGUAUCCCAAUGUAGUUAUCCUGACUACUUCAAAUAUUACGGAGAAAAUUGACAUGGCCUUUGUAGACAGGGCUGACAUAAAGCAAUACAUUGGACCUCCAUCUACUGCAGCAAUAUUUAGAAUAUAUCUUUCUUGCUUGGAAGAACUGAUGAAGUGUCAAAUAAUAUAUCCUCGACAGCAGCUCCUGACACUCAGAGAGCUAGAGAUGAUAGGCUUCGUAGAAAAUAAUGUGUCAAGAUUAAGCCUUGUACUAAAAGAAAUAUCAAGGAGAAGUGAAGGUCUUAGUGGCCGGGUCCUGAGAAAACUUCCUUUCCUAGCACAUGCACAUUAUAUUCAAUCCAGCAGUGUUACAAUGACAACGUUUCUCCAGGCUCUUUCACUUGCAGUAGACAAACAAUUUGAAGAAAGAAAGAGACUUGCAGACUGUGUGUGAUACUCUACUGUUUGAUAGUUGUCAGUUUUGUUAACACCGAAAACGACAUGUUUUUCAUGCAAACUGUGCGACUUGUAUGCAUCGGUGAAACAGAUUGUCGACACCUUAACCUGGAAUGCCUCAUUUAGUUUUUCAAAACAUUCAUUAAUAAACAAUUAAGAAAUUUCACAGC